Molecule: messenger RNA, 2010 nt
Organism: Lycium barbarum (goji berry)
Lineage: Eukaryota; Viridiplantae; Streptophyta; Magnoliopsida; Solanales; Solanaceae
Exons: 4
Coding region: 394-1707 (437 amino acids)
Source: RefSeq, a predicted model, not a curated record
CACACACAUACAAUUUGGCUUUAUUUGUGCUUUCCUUGUCUUUUGAUUAACACACACACACACACAAAUUAAAAAUAAAUUAAAAUAGUUUAGUCCCUCUCACUUGUCUCUCCUAUAGGUAGAAGAAACAACAAAAAAUAGUAUCGUCACUACUUCACUAGUAUUAUUAUUAGUAGUACAUACUCUUUUUUUUUUUCUAACUUCUUUUUUUAGUUAGAUAUAUAAAUUUGUGUGUGCAUAACAACAACAUUUUGAGUUAUUGUGUGUUACUCUUUGUGUGUGAAGGAAUUAGAGCUGAAAGUACUGAGGAAAAUUGUUUGUGUUUUUUUUUUUUAAAAUUAAAUGUGAAGUGAAGCAACUAAGAAAAUAACAUUAAAACGGAGUUUGUGCUUAAUGGGCUCAGAGCAGAAUAGAUUUCCACAACAACAAGGACCACCACUUCCUUCUCGGCGUAAACGAUGGGGAGGAUGUUUGGGAGGAUUGUCUUGUUUUGGAAGACAAAAAGGAGGAAAGCGUAUAGUGCCGUCUCGUAUUCCUGAGGCCAAUUCACUGCCAAAUCAGCAAAAUAUACCCCAAGCUGGUGGGUUGAAUAAUCAAACUGCAGCUCUUUUAGCUCCACCAUCAUCACCGGCAUCCUUUUCGAAUUCAGCGCUCCCUUCAACAGCUCAAUCACCAAGCUGUUUUUUAUCUAGCAAUUCACCAGGAGGACCUUCAUCUGCUAUGUAUGCCACUGGUCCAUAUGCUCAUGAGACACAGUUGGUAUCUCCUCCUGUUUUCUCAAACUUUACCACUGAGCCAUCUACUGCUCCUUUCACACCUCCGCCUGAGUUGGCCCACCUGACUACUCCCUCUUCACCAGAUGUGCCUUUCGCUCGGUUCCUCUCCUCUUCAGUGAAUGUUAAAACCAACACUGGUGCCAAUGAUCUUCAAACAACCUACUCUCUUUAUCCAGGAAGUCCUCAUAGUACUCUCAGAUCCCCUGUUUCAAUGGCAUCAGGUGAAAGGGAACUUCCUCAAUUGGAUCCUUCUAUUCCUUCAUCCGAGAUCAAGUAUCCAGGCCCUGAUUCAAGCACCUCCAAGUUGCCUCAAGAUUCAAAUUUCUUCUGUCCAGCUACAUUUGCCCAGUUUUACAUUGACCACUCUUUAUUUCCUCAUUCUGGUGGAAGGCUGAGUGUUUCAAAAGAAUCCGAUGCUUCUUCAAAUAAUAAUGGGAAUGGCCAGCAGAGUAGGCAGAACAAACCCUGUAAACAAGACGCAGAGGAAGUUGAAGCUUAUAGAGCAUCCUUUGGGUUCAGUGCUGAUGAGAUUGUUAGUACUACGCAAUAUGUGGAGAUUUCUGAUGCUGUAUUAGAUGAAAACUUUAGCAUGACCCCUUUUACUAAGCCCAGAGAAGAGGAAAUUAUAUUAACCAUGUCAGCAGCUGAGGGAACAAAAGGAAGGAAUAUCUAUAAUAUGGCAUCUCCUCAGCAGUGCAAAUCAGGGAUAAAUCAUUUUGAAGGAGCAGAUAAUUGCAUGAAAGAUCAUAUGUCUCCAAAGCAAAUUGAACCUGCUAACCAUGCUAUGAGUGAUGAUGAAGGCAUCUUCUCCAAAAUGCCAACUUUAAGAUUAAGUCGGAAAUAUGAUCAUGGUUUGUCAAUCUCCGAUGCAGAGAUAGAUUACAGGAGAGGAAGAAGCUUGAGAGAAGCAAAAGGCAAUAUUGCAUGGUGAUCUAACCUCACUCGCGAAAACCCCCUGCUGGUCCUCGUUUAUUCUGCUGUUUUAUUGAAGAAUGUAUCGUCUGUAUAUUUUAAGGUCCUCUUGAGUUAUGUAUGUCAAAAGUCGUAGUUAUAUACUUUCAGCCAUUAACGUUGUUAGGAGUGAAGGAAUCCUGGAACUUUUUGUACUGUGGCUUGUGUAUGCUUGUUUCAGAAUGUCUUAGGCUUGAAAGUCUUUGGAAAUGUAUCUUAUUGAAUAUACAUUUCAACAAGGUAUAUUGCUUUAAUGACAAUGCUUUUGAUGAUUUGGCUCAUA